UAUGAAUACUCCGGGGUAAGUCCGACGGCUCGGCCGCACGUAGGAUGAGUCAGCACGACAAGGCGGCGUCAUCGGACCCGAACGAAGUUGCGUGGGUCGAGGUGAACAAGAAGAUUCCAAGUUUCUACUUCCAGAUGCUGCAAAAUGGCCCAUCUAGAAAGCGCGGAUUCAAUCCUGAAGUCCACAUCCCACAUAUGAUCUGAAUCCCUUCGCUUCGGAUGGAGUUGAUCCCCAAAUGAUGGACUCUAACGGCAACUUUGCCCGGCCUUUUGACGAAUCCCUGAUCCGCGAACUACCUCAGCUGCAAAGCCUCCGCAUCGCUCCUCUUCGUCAACCAGUUCCCUCCCGCAUUCUAAGCAUCCCCUCGCCACUUGAGCCCAAUGCCAGCAGUGUCCGGGACUCAACUACCAUUUCCAAGGCCAAAGCCUCCACUGGAAUUGGCGGCCCAACUCGCAACAACGAAUCGAGUGGCGGAGUACCGGAGGCCUCCAACCCCGGGCGGACCAAGAAGAAUGAUCCGUCAGUAGAUACGCUGCUCAGUCUUGAGGCCCCUCCAAAACCAAUCCUACCGUCCUUCGUCAACCUCCGCGCCCUCGAGCGGUUUCCAUACUCUUCGUUUGACGAUGACUCUUCCCACGCUCGCAAACGUCGCCGGGUGGACGUGCAAGCCGACUCCUUCGGCGAGCACCUGCAGCUGCCGAUUCCGCUGUCGCAGAAGGAGCAACGACCGCCGCCGUUUGGGCCCUUUGCCAUUCUCAACGGUUUAAACGAGCCGCCGCCCAACGCCGCCCUGUUGCCGCCUAUCGAAGCCGGCUCCAUCACGCAGCUUUUGACCAAGCCCUCCCGAGACCAAUCCUACGUCGAGCCCGCGUUGCUCACCGCUAAUUCUGUCGCAGAUACGCUGAGCUUCGAAAAACGGGAAGGGAGGAUUGAGGAGAUCUUGGAUCCGCCGGUCGCGGAGAAGCCGACGCCGGAUGGCCAGCGGCAUUCCGCAAGCAGUGUCGCGGAGGGCGUGGACGUCGAUUCGACGGAGCCUCCGAAUGGUGAAGUCGAGGUUGAUAAAGAGCAUGAAACGCUCGCCAAUGAGGAUAACGAGCCACUGUCGCCGAAAUCGAGGGGUCGGUCCAGAAAAAACCUACGUAAAUGGACCGAGGAGGAGACCACGGCUCUUCUGCGUGGCGUGGUCAAGUGCGGUAUCGGAAACUGGACAGCUAUACUGGCGCAGCCCGAACUCAAGUUCAACAAGCGAAGCGCAUCGAAUUUGAAAGAUAGGUUUCGCGUUUGCUGCCCGUGGGCGUAUCGGGCUGCUGAUCCCAACGAAGCGACCAAGAAAUUGCGCGACAGCCUUGCCGAUGCUAUGCUGCGCGCCGAGGCCGAAGGGACUGAGAACAUCCCUGGGAAGAUUCGCCUCCCCCAUCCGUGGCCGGCAAAUCUUGGACCGCCCUCCGCUGGUAGCAGCUCGACAACCAGCUUGGACGAUCCCUCGUCGUCCAGUGCCUCCCCCUUGACCGAAGCGGAGCAGAACAACUCCCAAUCUUACUUCAAACAGGCCCCCUCGACCAGUUCUCCCCUUAGCUUAUCUAGUAGAUCCAAGUCUACGCUGGCUUCUCUUGGUAUUCCCGAGCCGCACUUUAACAUGAAAUCCCGACGUCGCUCGCGGCGCCCAUUUACAGCUGCCGAAGACGAAGCUUUGCUAAAAGGUUAUGCCGUUCAUGGCUUUCAGUGGACACUAAUCCAACAAGACAAGCGUCUAAACCUCGGCCAUCGCAGAGCGACCGACCUGCGAGACCGAUUUCGGACCAAAUUUCCCCACGCAUAUCGUGACGGGGGGUCCGUCAGCGGUAACAAAACUCAUAACGAUCAGACUAAAAAUGCGCCCGAUCCUAAAGACAGUAGCAAGCCGAAUCCCACACGGCCUACCAAAUCAUCUUCAAACACGUCUCAUCCCAAUAAGACUGAUGUCGAACAUGCCCCAUUAGGCCCUAUCGACCCAGCUCUCUCUGCCCCGGCUCCGCCGCCAAAUCUACCUGACGGCUCAUCAACGGGUGCAUCGUCCACGGCUGUCUUUCAGUUUCCUCUGGACGAGAACCCACCUGGAGCUCCGGCGGUGGAUGCCUCAUGGGCCGAUAACACCCUCGCUCCUAUGUUAUGGGAUGAAUUAACCUAGUUUUCUUUUCUAGGGCGUAGGGCUUUUUUCAUUUCUUGUAUUUCGGGCUACUUCUCUUUUCUUCUUUCAGUUCUUCUUUCUCUUUCUCAUUCUCUCUUUUCAUAUCCAUUAUCUUUAUCUCAUUUUAUUUGCGUUUGUCCAUUCAAUUCCUUUUAACUGCUUUCUAAUCAUCUUCCGGGUUUUCUAGUCUCAUUUUUUGCUGGAGAUUUGGGAGCUAAUUACUUCCCCAUACAUUCAUCAUCCUGAUACCCGCGCCUUGGUCAUUCUUGCGAAGUCGCUCUUCUUUGGUUCUGCAUGUUUCUUCUUUCUGGUCUCCCUUUCUGUUCUUGAUUUCUGAUCUACGAAUACAGUUUGCGAGUUCAUAUGGAUAGAUGGGCAAUGAGCUAUCUAUAUAUACUGCCAACUACACUUGCACGACAUCCAAACAGUGCAGAAAAGCAAUGAUAAUGAAAGUUGAUAUUACAGUCUAAUCCAAUUAAAUCGACCUCAAGACUGUGUAUAUCUAAUCUAAGAAACAAACAAU
Messenger RNA from Aspergillus melleus, 2690 nucleotides. RefSeq names its product telomere repeat binding factor family protein. The record is from RefSeq and is a predicted model, not a curated record. The transcript has 2 exons. Lineage: Eukaryota; Fungi; Ascomycota; Eurotiomycetes; Eurotiales; Aspergillaceae. The coding region runs from base 236 to 2167 and encodes 643 amino acids.